GCCAACGAUGCUGCAUUCGCUGCUCUCCGAGCAGAUGGCUCCGUGGUCACCUGGGGCUGCCACGAGCAGGGCGGCAACAGUCAGCAGGUGCGACAGCAUCUCCACGGCGUGCGGUGCAUCCAGAAGGGCUACCCCGGCUUCACCGCCAUCAAAGACCAUGGACAGGUGGUGUCCUGGGGCUUCAUCGAUCCUGAUGUGCACCUCCCCGGGCUGGAUCAGGAAGAAGGCUUCUACUUAACCGGACUCUCCGACGUCAAGGAGCUGCGAAUGAUGGGUGACUCAUGGGCCGCGAUAGGCUCUGAUGGGCGCAUCAAGACUUGGGGAUACACCGGCGACCGGCAGAAGCAGUAUCGACUCCACGCACUGCGGGGCGUGAAGCGCAUCAUUCACAACGAAAGCAACGCAUGGGCAGCCAUCACCAACGACGGUUCGGUCGCCACCUGGGGUGAGCCCUGCUCGGGCGGGGACAGCCGAUCGGUGAAGAGGCGUCUGAAGAAGGUGGAGCACAUCCAAACAUCGGGCAGCGCUUUUGCCGCGCUCCGCGCGGAUGGUGGCGUGGUGACUUGGGGAGUCCAAGACCAAGGUGGCAACAGCACAGCCGUGCAGAGGUAUCUGACGAACGUCACGGAGAUCCAGGCAUCCUGUGCGGCUUUCGCUGCGCUGCGAGCGGAUGGGACUGUUGUAACCUGGGGCAAGAAAAAUCAUGGUGGAGACUGCUCUGCUGUUCAGGAGCAGCUCCAUGACGUGACCUGCAUUCAGGCUUCCUUGGGUGCCUUCGCUGCUAUUCGCUCGGAUGGCUCUGUAGUCACGUGGGGUCCUCCAUCUCUCGGCGGCAACAGCUCCCGUGUGAAAGAGCAGCUGGGAAGAUUGAAG
Symbiodinium necroappetens is the source of this 873-nucleotide messenger RNA. The record is from the annotation of a GenBank genome assembly. Lineage: Eukaryota; Dinophyceae; Suessiales; Symbiodiniaceae.